AUGGAUCAGCUGUUCUCAGAUGAAGCAGGAUCUGGGUGUGUAGAGAUGUCAGGUCAUGAGCAGGACGCAGGAUGGACCCCAGUGUCUCCGGUCUUGGAGCUGUCCAGCUGCAUGCAGAGGCUGCGGUGUGAGGACAGCGGGCAGGAGGAGGAGCUACAGACCCCCCGCCUGAGAGGAGGACCUGAGGAUGAUGAAGGUGCUGAAGAUGAUAAGGAGAACUCCAGCGUGCGUAAGAGAUUGAGAGUGAGACUGUUCAGCUCGUCCAGUCCUGAAGAUCAGCGCAAGUCUGUGAGAAGAAGUAAGAGACAAUCCUGCUCUUCACCAACAGAGGAGGAACCAGAGACGCCUGACUCAGCGUCACUGAUGCUCUUCCAGAGAUUGAGAUCCAGCAGAAAUCCAGCACACACACUCAUCCCCGACAGCGCCAUCACUGAUCACUGCCUCAUUGGAGACUUCAGCAAACAUCACGUGCUUCCUGUGGAGAAGGUGAACCAUCAGGACCUUCACUGUGUUUCAGCUCAAACUGUGGCAUCUUUGAUCAGAGGUCAGUUCAGUACUGUAGUGGAAGACUUCCUCAUCAUCGACUGCCGUUAUCCAUAUGAGUAUCAGGGAGGUCACAUCAAGGGAGCAGUGAACCUGUACACUGAGUCUCAGAUCCUCCAGGCUUUCCUCCAGGCCUCAUCCACCCCGCAGGAGUCUCCGGCUGUCCGUCGUGCCCCAGCAGGGGCGUCUGUUCUGGACACAUGGGGCAGCAUUAAUGAGGGAGCAUCUUCACCCAGAAAACUCAUCGUGUUUCACUGCGAGUUUUCAUCAGAGAGAGGACCACGACUUUGUCAGUAUCUGAGAGAGCUGGAUCGUGCAGUGAAUGCUCAGACGUACCCUCAUCUCCUCUACCCCGAGCUCUACCUACUGCAGGGGGGGUACAAGCACUUUUACUCCUGCUGUCCGGAGCUGUGUGAGCCGCAUGGUUACGUCCCCAUGCGUCACAGCGACUUCAGAGAACAGUUUCAGCGUUUCAGCAGGAAGACACGCCAGCAUCGUCGCAGAAGUCCAAUCAGAUCGCAGCAGAGGACAUUGAGCUUUUAA
Molecule: messenger RNA, 1086 nt
Organism: Neoarius graeffei (lesser salmon catfish)
Lineage: Eukaryota; Metazoa; Chordata; Actinopteri; Siluriformes; Ariidae
Gene: cdc25d
Product: cell division cycle 25 homolog d
Exons: 12
Coding region: 1-1086 (361 amino acids)
Biological process (GO): positive regulation of G2/MI transition of meiotic cell cycle; protein dephosphorylation; G2/M transition of mitotic cell cycle
Cellular component (GO): cytoplasm; nucleus
Molecular function (GO): protein tyrosine phosphatase activity
Source: RefSeq, a predicted model, not a curated record